AUGCAGACGCCGCGGCGAGCGAUGAGGAUGGAGGCCGGAGAGGCAGCGCCGCCGGCGGGGGCGGGCGGCCGCACGGCGGGCGGCUGGGGCAAGUGGGUGCGGCUCAACGUGGGGGGCACGGUGUUCCUGACCACCCGGCAGACGCUGUGCCGGGAGCAGAAGUCCUUCCUCAGUCGCCUGUGCCAGGGGGAAGAGCUGCAGUCGGACCGGGAUGAGACUGGGGCCUACCUCAUUGACCGUGACCCCACCUACUUUGGGCCCAUCCUGAACUUCCUCAGGCAUGGCAAGCUGGUGCUGGACAAGGAUAUGGCUGAGGAGGGGGUUCUGGAGGAAGCUGAGUUCUACAACAUCGGCCCACUGAUCCGCAUCAUCAAAGACCGGAUGGAGGAGAAGGACUAUACGGUGACCCAGGUGCCACCCAAGCAUGUGUACCGAGUGCUGCAAUGCCAGGAGGAGGAGCUCACACAGAUGGUCUCCACCAUGUCUGAUGGCUGGCGCUUCGAGCAGCUGGUGAACAUUGGCUCCUCUUAUACAUAUGGCAGCGAGGACCAAGCAGAGUUCCUGUGUGUGGUGUCCAAGGAGCUCCACAGCUCCCCGCAUGGCCUGAGCUCUGAGUCCAGCCGCAAAACCAAGAGCGCGGAGGAGCAGCUGGAGGAGCCACGGCAGCAGGAGGAGGUGGAGGAGGUGGAGGUGGCACAGGUGCAGGUGGAGGCAGAUGCCCAGGAGAAAGGUCCCUGUCCGCACCCUCUCAGACCUGAGCCUGAGCUUGCUGUGAGGGCUCCUCGGCCCCACGCCCGCCCCCAGAGCUGCCGUCCAUGCUAUUACAAGCCAGAGGCACCCGGAUGUGAGCCCCCAGAUCACCUCCAGGGACUUGGGUUUCCGAUCUGAAAUCCUUUACUUUUGUACCACGGGGCAGGCCCCCAGCCUGAGGAGGAAGACACGCUCUGUCCCUUGCCCCUCCUGUCUGCACCCACUGGUCUGGGACUCACCCCUGCCUCCAGAGCCAGGCUGGGGCCCCCCUGGGACCUUACCAGGCCCGAGGUGGGCCCUGGGCCUCCUGGGCAGAGUUGCCUGCCCAUGGCCGAAGUGUGGUGCCACUAGCCAGCUGUGUCUCCCAGACCCCUGUGUCCCCUCACUUGGGUCCCCCUGCUGCAUGGUGGAUGCACUACCUCCCAGCCCAGUCACAUCGCCACCUUGAGCCUCACUUUCCUUGUUGGUCCCAGGGGUCUCCCUCAACCUGCCUACCUCACAGGGUUGUUGUGAGGGUGCAGGGAGGAGCAAGGCCAUGCCCUUCACCUUCCUUAUGGGGAGCCCCCCUAGCCCCCAGGCAAGACACUGUUUGCAAAGGAAGACUCCGACAUUGAGGAGGGGGUGAUGCUGUGGGAUCUGACCUGUCAGAAGGAGGGGGAGCAGACUGACAUCACCCUAGUGGCCCAGCCCCACUCCUACCCUAUAUACUGCCACAGUGCCCGGCCCAGGAGUGGCGGAAAUGGCUGGGGAGGACCUCGUGAAAAGGGAAGGGGACACUCUUCUCUGCCAAGAGCAGGGUCCAGGUGUGAUGGGGAGUGAGUGAGGCCCUCCUUUGUGACCACCUAGAUGGGUGCUCACCUCAACUGCGUCCAACCCCACCAUGUAAUAAACCUGAAGAAACAGCCCUACCUGGCUGCUUCCCGCUUUCUCUGGGCCACUUUUGGGGACGGGCUAAACUCAAUAUGGGGUGGAUCAACCCAAAAGAAUAGGGCUUUUCCUGGAGCCUAGGGCCUCUGCCCAGUUGUCACUUUGCUGUAUGUUGGGGGAGAGGUUGGAGCAUGUCUGUCCUCGACUCAGUGGCCAGAGGCUGAGGCCACCUCCUCUGCCAAGUGCUCAGAAAUGGGGAUGGAGAGCUGGACCUGGGCAGACAUCCUGUAUCCUAGCCUCCAGGAAGCCCCUCCACUUCCUGCCCAACCAACACCUCUUGGUCACCUUCACCCUCCCUGUUGCUGUCCCAGGCCUCCCACUGCACCUUCUCUAAAUCUCUAGACUCUCACCUUUUUCCUGUGGG
This is a messenger RNA of Castor canadensis (American beaver), 2041 nucleotides long. RefSeq names its product potassium channel tetramerization domain containing 17 (gene Kctd17). Gene Ontology annotation, molecular function: cullin family protein binding. NCBI's taxonomy places the organism in Eukaryota, Metazoa, Chordata, Mammalia, Rodentia, Castoridae. Gene Ontology annotation, biological process: positive regulation of cilium assembly; protein homooligomerization; proteasome-mediated ubiquitin-dependent protein catabolic process. Gene Ontology annotation, cellular component: cytoplasm; Cul3-RING ubiquitin ligase complex. The record is from RefSeq and is a predicted model, not a curated record.